Molecule: messenger RNA, 3325 nt
Organism: Drosophila eugracilis
Lineage: Eukaryota; Metazoa; Arthropoda; Insecta; Diptera; Drosophilidae
Gene: Lon
Product: lon protease homolog, mitochondrial
Exons: 9
Coding region: 118-3192 (1024 amino acids)
Biological process (GO): protein catabolic process; protein quality control for misfolded or incompletely synthesized proteins; chaperone-mediated protein complex assembly
Cellular component (GO): mitochondrial matrix
Molecular function (GO): ATP hydrolysis activity; ATP binding; serine-type endopeptidase activity
Source: RefSeq, a predicted model, not a curated record
UGUCAUUUCAUUUCGCCAGCCGUCACAUAAUCACUCCUCACACACUAGGACUGCAAAUUGUUUUUAUACCAUUUCUAGAUAUUUCUAAGUAAAUUGCGAUUGGGAAUUGUCAUCAAGAUGCUAGCCCGCGCUAUCCGAGUGCGUCCUCUGAUGAGAGGCAUCGCCUCGACAUCGUUGUGGACCCGAAAUCGAUCCGCCCAGAGUUCUCUGAUGCAAUAUUGCCGGGAUCGGUCAACGCGUCUCCAGCGAGGUAACGGAGCCAAUUUAAUGUUACAGCGCUUUUACAGCCGUAAGCGAGACGACUCCGACGAGGAUCUGAUGUCGGAAGGUCAAGGUCCCGAGCUGAUGUCCGAUAGGGAUUCCCAGCUGCCGGCCACUGUAGCGGUGCCGGAUGUGUGGCCACAUGUCCCGUUGCUGGCCAUGCGAAAGAAUCCUCUCUUUCCGCGUUUCAUGAAGAUUGUGGAGGUUUCCAAUCCCGUCAUCAUGGAUCUGCUUCGCCGUAAGGUCAAACUAAAUCAACCAUAUGUGGGCGUCUUUCUUAAGAAAUCAGAUGGCGAAGAGGAGCUGAUCCAUAAUUUGGAUGAUGUGUACAAUCUCGGAACUUUUGCACAAAUCCAAGAGCUGCAGGAUCUGGGUGACAAGCUUCGUAUGGUUGUGGUGGCUCAUCGUCGUAUUCGGAUCACUGGCCAGGUAGUCGAGGAUGUUCCACCUCCAAAGCCCGUGAAAAUGACAACUUUGCACUAUCCACUAUUUAAUGUCAAAUUACAAAUCCCAGCUGAAGAUCAAACGACUGAUCAGGCGGAGGAGGCGCCCAUAAAGUCCAGAUACGACCCAGCCCGUAAGCCUCGCGGCCGUGUACCUAGGGGUCGGGCUGGAAAAUUACGCGAAUCGGAGGCCGCAGAGGAAAUGGUACAAAACCAAACUUUGGAGCCGCCACUGAAGUCAGGCCAAGUUCAGUCUGCUAGUUCACCAAGCCCCCCAACUGAAGGAAAGAAAGUAGAAUCCCCGAGUGCAUCAGAAGGGGACGCACAAUCCGCGCCCAGCGCUCUUCCUGUUCUUAUCGUAGAAGUGGAAAAUGUUAAGCAACCAAUUUACAAACAAACGGAAGAGGUUAAAGCUUUGACUCAAGAAAUAAUCAAGACUCUUCGAGAUAUUAUCACUAUGAAUCCGCUAUAUAGGGAGAGUCUUCAGCAAAUGCUUCAUCAAAACCAACGAGUUGUCGACAAUCCGAUUUAUCUGUGUGAUUUAGGUGCUUCACUUUCAGCAGGAGAACCAGCUGAGCUCCAAAAGAUCCUAGAGGAAACUGAUAUCCCAGAACGUCUGCAACUAGCCCUAACUCUUCUUAAAAAGGAACUGGAGCUCUCAAGAUUGCAACAAAAAAUUGGGCGUGAGGUUGAGGAGAAGGUCAAGCAGCAGCAUCGCAAGUAUAUACUCCAAGAGCAAUUGAAGGUUAUCAAAAAGGAACUGGGAAUCGAGAAAGACGAUAAGGAUGCAAUUGGCGAAAAGUAUCGCGAAAAACUGAAGGAUAAAGUCGUCCCCGAAAGCAUAAUGACUGUCAUUGAUGAAGAGUUAACCAAACUGAACUUCCUCGAAAGUCAUAGCUCUGAGUUUAACGUAACCCGUAAUUACCUUGACUGGCUCACCUCUCUGCCUUGGGGCGUUAUUAGCACCGAAAACCUCUGUCUGGAGAAGGCCACCGAAAUACUGAAUAACGAUCAUUACGGCAUGGAGGAUAUUAAAAAGCGUAUCCUAGAGUUUAUUGCUGUCAGUUCCCUGAAAGGUACUACCCAGGGAAAGAUCUUGUGCUUCCAUGGGCCACCUGGUGUAGGCAAGACUAGCAUAGCAAAGUCCAUUGCUCGUGCUUUGAACCGAGAAUACUUUCGGUUCAGUGUUGGUGGAAUGACAGACGUAGCCGAAAUCAAAGGACAUCGGCGCACCUAUGUGGGAGCAAUGCCGGGCAAGUUGAUUCAGUGCCUGAAGAAGACCAAGAUUGAAAAUCCACUGGUGCUGAUCGACGAAGUGGACAAGAUCGGCAAAGGAUACCAGGGAGAUCCCAGCUCAGCCUUGUUGGAACUUCUAGAUCCAGAGCAAAACGCGAAUUUCCUAGAUCACUAUCUCGAUGUUCCAGUGGAUCUCUCACGAGUGCUAUUUAUUUGCACGGCCAAUGUGAUCGACACUAUCCCCGAGCCCUUGAGAGAUCGCAUGGAGUUGAUUGAGAUGUCUGGUUAUGUGGCUGAGGAAAAGAUCGCCAUCGCUCGUCAGUACCUAAUGCCACAGGCCAUGAAGGACUGUGGAUUAACGGAUAAGCAAAUCAACAUUACCGAGGAUGCCUUAAAUAUGCUAAUACGAAGUUAUUGCCGGGAAUCUGGUGUGCGAAAUCUACAAAAGCAUAUUGAGAAAGUUAUCCGCAAGGUGGCUUUCCGACUGGUCAAGAAGGAGGGUGAGCACUUCCCGGUAAAUGCUGAUAACCUGACCACAUUUCUGGGCAAGCAGAUCUUCAGCUCAGAUCGCAUGUACGCCACCACACCGGUGGGCGUGGUAAUGGGUCUAGCAUGGACGGCCAUGGGCGGCUCAUCGCUGUAUAUCGAGACUUCCAGGCGGCACAUACGCCAAGAGAAAAAAACAGAUUCGACGGCUGGAGGUGGAACUCUACACAUCACUGGAAAUUUGGGAGAUGUCAUGAAAGAGUCGGCGCAGAUAGCCUUGACAGUGGCGCGCAACUUUAUAUACGCGCUGGAUCCUAAGAAUUUGUUCCUAGAGCAAGAACACAUUCAUCUCCAUGUUCCUGAAGGUGCCACGCCAAAAGAUGGCCCCAGUGCAGGAGUUACCAUCAUCACAGCCCUGGUUUCUUUGGCUACCGGAAAGCCAGUGCGUCAAGAUGUGGCUAUGACGGGUGAAGUGUCCUUAAAGGGAAAGGUCCUGACCGUUGGUGGCAUUAAGGAGAAAACUAUUGCUGCCCGUCGCAGUGGUGUUAAUUGUCUGAUCCUUCCUGUGGAUAACAAAAAGGACUUCGAAGAAUUGCCCACUUACAUUACCGAAGGCUUGGAAGUACACUUUGCCACCACCUACGAGGAUGUCUACAAAAUAGCCUUUGCUGAUGCCACCGAAACGACGACGAAAAACGUGGUAGAGCAGGAGCCCCUGCAAAAGGUUUCUAGCGCGGCCACAGCAAAAACGGCGUCAAGGCCUUAAUCGUAGCUUUAGCUUGGGGGUGAAUCGGGUGUUCGUAGUUUUUAUUAAUAUCGAUCGUUACCAGGUUAAUUAGAGUAUUUAGACCAAAGCAUUUGUUAAACUAAAUGCCAAGUAAAUUGAAUGUACUGACGAA